Molecule: messenger RNA, 711 nt
Organism: Physella acuta
Lineage: Eukaryota; Metazoa; Mollusca; Gastropoda; Physidae
Source: RefSeq, a predicted model, not a curated record
AUGGAGGUGCGGGGGGGGGACGACGACAACGACGACAGAAUGGCAACUGAUAUACCAGAGGGUCAUCCAUUGUACAGCACCGGGUCAACUACCAACAACAGACCAGUCACAAGCAACACCGGGUCAACUACCAACAACAGACCAGUCACAAGCAACACCGGGUCAACUACCAACAACAGACCAGUCACAAGCAACACCGGGUCAACUACCAACAACAGACCAGUCACAAGCAACACCGGGUCAACUACCAACAAUAGACCAGUCACAAGCAACACCGGGUCAACUACCAACAACAAACCAGUCACAAGCAACACCGGGUCAACUACCAACAACAGACCAGUCACAAGCAACACCGGGUCAACUACCAACAACAAACCAGUCACAAGCAACACCGGGUCAACUACCAACAAUAGACCAGUCACAAGCAACACCGGGUCAACUACCAACAACAAACCAGUCACAAGCAACACCGGGUCAACUACCAACAAUAGACCAGUCACAAGCAACACCGGGUCAACUACCAACAACAGACCAGUCACAAGCAACACCGGGUCAACUACCAACAACAAACCAGUCACAAGCAACACCGGGUCAACUACCAACAAUAGACCAGUCACAAGCAACACCGGGUCAACUACCAACAAUAGACCAGUCACAAGCAACACCGGGUCAACUACCAACAACAGACCAGUCACAAGCAACAUUUUAUAG